AAAAUGAAGACGGCGAGUGAAGGUUAUCAAUUUAAGCCUGCUGGUCAAUCUAGAAAAGCAGAUGCAGGCAUUUCUAGUAAUCAUGUCUGCCGAGCCGAUUGUUCUUUGGAUUGUAGCCCUUCCGAAUGUAAAGUUUUAUAUUGAGAACCUGGUGACGUUUGGCUUGAAUUACAUUGUUGAAAGAGAAGAUAUGCUUUCUCUUAUUUCACCAAGGAAGAUAUUAUGGUGCAUUGUUGAUUGUUAUGCCAUGUAUCUUAACGAGUUGCAAAAGGCUAAUGUUGGCAUUACAAGAUUUUUUUUUUAGUGUAAAAUCAAGUUUUUCUUUGGUAGAAGUUAUGGACAAAGAGGAAAGUGAAAGUGAUAAUUCUGCAGCCGUGGAGAACUUGCAGACGUGUUGCGAACGUUGGGCUUAUUACGAAAAUUCUGGUUGUGAUGUUCUGGGAGCUGAAAUGAUUUUUGUCCCUCUUUUGAUUGAGGAUCACUAUCUCAUGUUUGUUAUUGAUCAUUUGAACGAGAAAAUACAUUACCUUGAUAAUAUCAUUUGGCCUACUGAGACACUUGAGUAUUUUGAGAAGUUGUCCUUUCAUGUGGCAGAUCAAAUGGAUGAUUUUCUUAAAAAAGGAAAUUAUCCUAAAGCUGAAAAAAUACGUUUUUACAAGUUUCAAGUUCAAAAUCUUCAGUGGAGCAAGAAGAAGCCUGAUAAUAUUGAUAGUGGUGUGUUCGUUAUCUAUGAAAUGGAGUUGUAUGGUGGUGAACAGUUUCAAUACGAUGAUUUGAUGACAGUUUCUUGGAGGCGUUUUCUUCGAGCUAAGAUUUGUGCCACACUUGUUAUGUCUGACAUGAAUGCGUCGAGGUCUGAUGUUGUAGAUGAAGUAAUCAAGUUCAACAAGAACAACAGAAAUUCUGAUUUUGUGAAGAUGGUUGAAGGAAAGAGGAAGUUAGCUUUGGCUGAGCAGAAAAGGAAGAGAGAUGAAAAAACUAAGCAACUUAAUGUAGCCAAUGCGCAGAAGGAAACUAAGGAAAAACGAGUAGUGAAAAAACAGAAGAAGUAUACUCCUUCAAAAGAGUAGUCAUAUUUGAACAUUUUACAUAUGACUAACUAAACUAAGGUCUUAAGGUGCAUGUCGUACAUGAAUGUGCAGUUCUAAUUCUAUGUGUAGUAUGAAUAUUAGUAUAAUUUUGGUUUAGUCACUAUUAUGCUUGUAACGGGUGACAUUUAUGACUGAUAGAGGUAACUCAUCCUAUGACGUAAUAUUUUGGUUUUGUAACUUUGUGGAUAAAUUUUUAGAAGGGGUUAUUGGUGUUGUGCCACUAUUACUUGUACUAUGACACAUUUUUGCACGUCCAGGUUAAUAUUAAUGUUUUGAAGUGAA
Spinacia oleracea (spinach) is the source of this 1373-nucleotide messenger RNA. RefSeq lists its product as uncharacterized. Gene Ontology annotation, molecular function: cysteine-type peptidase activity. The record is from RefSeq and is a predicted model, not a curated record. Gene Ontology annotation, biological process: proteolysis. Bases 243 to 1070 code for a protein of 275 amino acids. The transcript has 6 exons. NCBI's taxonomy places the organism in Eukaryota, Viridiplantae, Streptophyta, Magnoliopsida, Caryophyllales, Amaranthaceae.